Messenger RNA from Yamadazyma tenuis ATCC 10573, 1959 nucleotides. RefSeq lists its product as uncharacterized. Lineage: Eukaryota; Fungi; Ascomycota; Pichiomycetes; Serinales; Debaryomycetaceae. The record is from RefSeq and is a predicted model, not a curated record.
AUGAGAUCUCACCGUGUGUACGGUGUAUUGGCCCGCUACACAUCUCGAGCCUUGCGAUAUUUGUACUACAAGGCUCCGGUGGUUCUUGUUGUUGCAUUGGUGUGUUUUUUCUGCUCGAAAAAGCCUUCUUCUACUGAUGUACACUUUAGUCAUUUCCUGGAUUAUUCCCGUACAAUGCACCUUUUCCAACCAUACCUAGAUACUGUCGUCGCGGGAAAUUGUGAGCUUGAAACCGGCGGUGAUAGAGAUAUGAACUUGUGGCAUGAGUAUUGUAACCGGGUCAGAGAUCAGUACGAUCCCAGAACUCUGUCUGUGGUAUGGUUGAAGCUUAUCAAUGAGCACAUAGCUGGCAAUACGUUUGAUACUUUGAAACUCCCUUUUUCAUGGCCCGGUGUUCUUGACCUUCGUACACACCCCAAAUCAUGUUCUUUGUUCUUGAAAUCUCUUGAUUUGGGUAUUUCCAGAAAGAAUUUCCUGCUAUAUUGCACAAAUGAGAAUAAUCAGCUAAAAAUCAUAAAGGCAUUGGACGUGGCCUCCUCAGAAACAGCCUCUCGAGCGUAUGCACAGGUGUACCUUCAGAGUGCUCCACUCCCCGAAAGGGCCAUUUUUCUUUUGCAAGACUCGAGUGUGGUUGUUCCUGUUGCUCAAGGACAAAUCAUGUUAUCGCAUCUGUUGAACAUGAGGGAAGAGGUUGAAAAAUUCAGAAAGAACGCCGAACAAAUUCCGAGAUCCACAGACUAUCACCCGAUCACUGACUACCCUAGACGAAUAAGUGACCGGAUCAGUCGAAGUCUCACAAAAGGCGAAUUCACGAUGGAUUAUACUAGCAUUCUUAAAGAUUUGAAGACAAGAUCGUCGUUGAAUAUUUUUGAACAAACACCCUCAGGCAACGACUUGGACCACCGACUUCUCAACACCAUUGUGUACCAGCUUUCUCAAGGUCCUAAUGCAGAAAAGUACGCCAAUGAGCCCAAAAUCAAAGGUGCCGGCCACUUUGAUUGGAGGUUUUUCAAACACAUCGAGCACUCAGACUAUGACCGUAUCAGCCGGCUACACAAGUUGGCAAGUGCGUGGCUCAAGUUCUCCAACUCAGCCGGUCUCAAAACCUGGUUGGGUCAUGGCACCCUUCUCGGCUGGUACUGGAAUGGAAUGAACUUACCUUGGGAUAACGAUCUAGAUGUUCAAAUAUCCAUGAAGUCACUCAUAAAGCUUGCACGUAACUAUAACCAGUCAUUUGUGGUUGAUUUGGAUGAAGAAGACCCUUCUGGAGUGGCUGCUUUCUUUAUUGAUGUAAGCACCCAUAUCUUCGAGAGAAGCAAGCAAAAUGGUGAAAACGUCAUAGAUGCUAGAUUUAUCGAUGUGCACUCUGGGCUAUACAUUGAUAUCACCGGGUUGAGUUUCACCGAGCACUCAAAACACAUGUCUAUCAGCGAAAAGCAGCUGGUGGAGUUCAAUCAAAUGUUGGAUCCACAGUACCCAGAGAAAGAAAGAUCUCAGACCCUCGUGUUAUCGGAGUUGAACAAACAGCUUUUUUCCAAGAGGGCACAGUUGUACUACGACCAAACCAUCUUCAACUGCAAGAACAACCAUUUCUAUACCCUUGAAGAGCUCAGUCCUUUGAAGCCGACACUUUUUGAAGGGAAACUUGCAUAUGUUCCCCCCCAGUAUGAGCACAUUCUCAAGCGAGAAUACCCUCGGGGUCUUUAUUAUAAAGUGUUCAACAAACACUCAUACCACCCUGUUCUCCGCCUAUGGAUCCCCACUUCCACGUGUAACUUCCUUAAAACCUCCGUGUGCAACGACGCAGAUGUGGUCUCAUACUAUAACCAUACUGCCCAUCUCACCUACACCCACAAACAAAACAUGUUUUAUGGAGCCCACCAAUUGGACCCGUUGGCGGUGGAGUUUGUCGAUCCAUGGAUGCUAGGACGGUUCCGGCUCCUUGCAUCCCUCACGUGA